AUGCGAAGGGAAGUACGAAGGAAGUACGAAGGAAGUACGAAGGAAGUACGAAGGAAGUACGAAGGAAGUACGAAGGAAGUACGAAGGAAGUACGAAGGAAGUACGAAGGAAGUACGAAGGAAGUACGAAGGAAGUACGAAGGAAGUACGAAGGAAGUACGAAGGAAGUACGAAGGAAGUACGAAGGAAGUACGAAGAAAGUACGAAGGAAGUACGAAUAAAGUACGAAGGAAGUACGAAGGAAGUACGAAGGAAGUACGAAGGAAGUACGAAAGAAGUACGAAGGAAGUACGAAGGAAGUACGAAGGAAGUACGAAGGAAGUACGAAAGAAGUACGAAAGAAGUACGAAAGAAGUACGAAGGAAGUACGAAGGAAGUACGAAGGAAGUACGAAGGAAGUACGAAGGAAGUACGAAGGAAGUACGAAGGAAGUACGAAGGAAGUACGAAGGAAGUACGAAGAAAGUACGAAGGAAGUACGAAGAAAGUACGAAGAAAGUACGAAGAAAGUACGAAGAAAGUACGAAGUAAGUACGAAGAAAGUACGAAGAAAGUACGAAGAAAGUACGAAGAAAGUACGAAGAAAGUACGAAGAAAGUACGAAGAAAGUACGAAGAAAGUACGAAGAAAAUACGAAGGAAGUACGAAGGAAGUACGAAGGAAGUACGAAGGAAGUACGAAGGAAGCACGAAGGAAGUACGAAGGAAGUACGAAGGAAGUACGAAGGAAGUACGAAGGAAGUACGAAGAAAGUACGAAGGAAGUACGAAGAAAGUACGAAGAAAGUACGAAGAAAGUACGAAGAAAGUACGAAAAAAGUACGAAGAAAGUACGAAGAAAGUACGAAGAAAGUACGAAGAAAGUACGAAGAAAAUACGAAGAAAAUACGAAGAAAAUACGAAGGAAGUACGAAGGAAGUACGAAGGAAGUACGAAGGAAGCACGAAGGAAGUACGAAGGAAGUACGAAGGAAGUACGAAGGAAGUACGAAGGAAGUACGAAGGAAGUACGAAGGAAGUACGAAGGAAGUACGAAGGAAGUACGAAGGAAGUACGUAGAGUACGAAGGAAGUACGAAGGUAGUACGAAGGAAGUACAAAGAAAGUACAAAGAAAGUACAAAGGAAGUACAAAGGAAGUACUAAGGAAGUUCGAAGGAAGUACGAAGGAAGUACGAAGGAAGUACGAAGGAAGUACGCAGGAAGUACGAAGGAAGUACGAAGGAAGUACGAAGGAAGUACGAAAGAAGUACGAAGGAAGUACGAAGGAAGUACGAAGGAAGUACGAAGGAAGUACGAAGGAAGUACGAAGAAAGUACGAAGGAAGUACGAAAAAAGUACGAAGAAAGUACGAAGAAAGUACGAAGAAAGUACGAAGAAAGUACGAAGAAAGUACGAAGAAAGUACGAAGAAAGUACGAAGAAAGUACGAAGAAAGUACGAAGAAAGUACGAAGAAAGUACGAAGAAAAUACGAAGAAAGUACGAAGAAAGUACGAAGAAAAUACGAAGGAAGUACGAAGGAAGUACGAAGGAAGUACGAAGGAAGUACGAAGGAAGCACGAAGGAAGUACGAAGGAAGUACGAAGGAAGUACGAAGUAAGUACGAAGGAAGUACGAAGGAAGUACGUAGAGUACGAAGGAAGUACGAAGGUAGUACGAAGGAAGUACAAAGGAAGUACAAAGGAAGUACAAAGGAAGUACAAAGGAAGUACAAAGGAAGUACUAAGGAAGUUCGAAGGAAGUACGAAGGAAGUACGAAGGAAGUACGAAGGAAGUACGAAGGAAGUACGAAGGAAGUACGAAGGAAGUACGAAGGAAAUACGAAGGAAAUACGAAGAAAUUACGAAGGAAGUACGAAGGAAGUACGAAGGAAGUACGAAGGAAGUACGAAGGAAGUACGAAGGAAGUACGAAGGAAGUACGAAGGAAGUACGAAGGAAGUACGAAGGAAGUACGAAGGAAGUACGAAGGAAGUACGAAGGAAGUACGAAGGAAGUACGAAGGAAGUACGAAGGAAGUACGAAGGAAGUACGAAGGAAGUACGAAGGAAGUACGAAGGAAGUACGAAGGAAGUACGAAGGAAGUACGAAGGAAGUACGAAGGAAGUACGAAGGAAGUACGAAGGAAGUACGAAGGAAGUACGAAGGAAGUACGAAGGAAGUACGAAGGAAGUACGAAGGAAGUACGAAGAAAGUACGAAGGAAGUACGAAGGAAGUACGAAGGAAGUACGAAGGAAGUACGAAGGAAGUACGAAGGAAGUACGAAGGAAGUACGAAGGAAGUGCGAAGGAAGUACGAAGGCAGUACGAAGGCAGUACGAAGGAAGUACGAAGGAAGUACGAAGGAAGUACGAAGGAAGUACGAAGGAAGUACGAAGGAAGUACGAAGGAAGUACGAAGGAAGUACGAAGGAAGUACGAAGGAAGUACGAAGGAAGUACGAAGGAAGUACGAAGGAAGUACGAAGGAAGUACGAAGGAAGUACGAAGGAAGUACGAAGGAAGUACGAAGGAAGUACGAAGGAAGUACGAAGGAAGUACGAAGGAAGUACGAAGGAAGUACGAAGGAAGUACGAAGGAAGUACGAAGAAAGUACGAAGGAAGUACGAAUGAAGUACGAAGGAAGUACGAAGGAAGUACGAAGGAAGUACGAAGGAAGUACGAAAGAAGUACGAAGGAAGUACGAAGGAAGUACGAAGGAAGUACGAAGGAAGUACGAAAGAAGUACGAAAGAAGUACGAAAGAAGUACGAAGGAAGUACGAAGGAAGUACGAAGGAAGUACGAAGGAAGUACGAAGGAAGUACGAAGGAAGUACGAAGGAAGUACGAAGGAAGUACGAAGGAAGUACGAAGGAAGUACGAAGAAAGUACGAAGGAAGUACGAAGAAAGUACGAAGAAAGUACGAAGAAAGUACGAAGAAAGUACGAAGAAAGUACGAAGAAAGUACGAAGAAAGUACGAAGAAAGUACGAAGAAAGUACGAAGAAAGUACGAAGAAAGUACGAAGAAAGUACGAAGAAAGUACGAAGAAAGUACGAAGAAAAUACGAAGGAAGUACGAAGGAAGUACGAAGGAAGUACGAAGGAAGCACGAAGGAAGUACGAAGGAAGUACGAAGGAAGUACGAAGGAAGUACGAAGGAAGUACGAAGGAAGUACGAAGAAAGUACGAAGGAAGUACGAAGAAAGUACGAAGAAAGUACGAAGAAAGUACGAAGAAAGUACGAAAAAAGUACGAAGAAAGUACGAAGAAAGUACGAAGAAAGUACGAAGAAAGUACGAAGAAAAUACGAAGAAAAUACGAAGAAAAUACGAAGGAAGUACGAAGGAAGUACGAAGGAAGUACGAAGGAAGUACGAAGGAAGUACGAAGGAAGUACGAAGGAAGUACGAAGGAAGUACGAAGGAAGUACGAAGGAAGUACGAAGGAAGAAGUUCGAAGGAAGUACGAAGGAAGUACGAAGGAAGUACGAAGGAAGUACGCAGGAAGUACGAAGGAAGUACGAAGGAAGUACGAAGGAAGUACGAAAGAAGUACGAAGGAAGUACGAAGGAAGUACGAAGGAAGUACGAAGGAAGUACGAAGGAAGUACGAAGAAAGUACGAAGGAAGUACGAAAAAAGUACGAAGAAAGUACGAAGAAAGUACGAAGAAAGUACGAAGAAAGUACGAAGAAAGUACGAAGAAAGUACGAAGAAAGUACGAAGAAAGUACGAAGAAAGUACGAAGAAAGUACGAAGAAAGUACGAAGAAAAUACGAAGAAAAUACGAAGAAAGUACGAAGAAAAUACGAAGGAAGUACGAAGGAAGUACGAAGGAAGUACGAAGGAAGUACGAAGGAAGCACGAAGGAAGUACGAAGGAAGUACGAAGGAAGUACGAAGUAAGUACGAAGGAAGUACGAAGGAAGUACGUAGAGUACGAAGGAAGUACGAAGGUAGUACGAAGGAAGUACAAAGGAAGUACAAAGGAAGUACAAAGGAAGUACUAAGGAAGUUCGAAGGAAGUACGAAGGAAGUACGAAGGAAGUACGAAGGAAGUACGAAGGAAGUACGAAGGAAGUACGAAGGAAAUACGAAGGAAAUACGAAGAAAUUACGAAGGAAGUACGAAGGAAGUACGAAGGAAGUACGAAGGAAGUACGAAGGAAGUACGAAGGAAGUACGAAGGAAGUACGAAGGAAGUACGAAGGAAGUACGAAGGAAGUACGAAGGAAGUACGAAGGAAGUACGAAGGAAGUACGAAGGAAGUACGAAGGAAGUACGAAGGAAGUACGAAGGAAGUACGAAGGAAGUACGAAGGAAGUACGAAGGAAGUACGAAGGAAGUACGAAGGAAGUACGAAGGAAGUACGAAGGAAGUACGAAGGAAGUACGAAGGAAGUACGAAGGAAGUACGAAGGAAGUACGAAGGAAGUACGAAGGAAGUACGAAGGAAGUACGAAGGAAGUACGAAGAAAGUACGAAGGAAGUACGAAGGAAGUACGAAGGAAGUACGAAGGAAGUACGAAGGAAGUACGAAGGAAGUACGAAGGAAGUGCGAAGGAAGUACGAAGGCAGUACGAAGGCAGUACGAAGGAAGUACGAAGGAAGUACGAAGGAAGUACGAAGGAAGUACGAAGGAAGUACGAAGGAAGUACGAAGGAAGUACGAAGGAAGUACGAAGGAAGUACGAAGGAAGUACGAAGGAAGUACGAAGGAAGUACGAAGGAAGUACGAAGGAAGUACGAAGGAAGUACGAAGGAAGUACGAAGGAAGUACGAAGGAAGUACGAAGGAAGUACGAAGGAAGUACGAAGGAAGUACGAAGGAAGUACGAAGGAAGUACGAAGGAAGUACGAAGGAAGUACGAAGGAAGUACGAAGGAAGUACGAAGGAAGUACGAAGGAAGUACGAAGGAAGUACGAAGAAAGUACGAAGAAAGUACGAAGAAAGUACGAAGAAAGUACGAAGAAAGUACGAAGAAAGUACGAAGAAAGUACGAAGAAAGUACGAAGAAAGUACGAAGAAAGUACGAAGAAAGUACGAAGAAAGUACGAAGAAAAUACGAAGGAAGUACGAAGGAUGUACGAAGGAAGUACGAAGGAAGUACGAAGGAAGCACGAAGGAAGUACGAAGGAAGUACGAAGGAAGUACGAAGGAAGUACGAAGGAAGUACGAAGAAAGUACGAAGGAAGUACGAAGAAAGUACGAAGAAAGUACGAAGAAAGUACGAAAAAAGUACGAAGAAAGUACGAAGAAAGUACGAAGAAAGUACGAAGAAAGUACGAAGAAAAUACGAAGAAAAUACGAAGGAAGUACGAAGGAAGUACGAAGGAAGUACGAAGGAAGUACGAAGGAAGCACGAAGGAAGUACGAAGGAAGUACGAAGGAAGUACGAAGGAAGUACGAAGGAAGUACGAAGGAAGUACGAAGGAAGUACGAAGGAAUACAAAGAAAGUACAAAGGAAGUACUAAGGAAGUUCGAAGGAAGUACGAAGGAAGUACGAAGGAAGUACGAAGGAAGUACGAAGGAAGUACGCAGGAAGUACGAAGGAAGUACGAAGGAAGUACGAAGGAAGUACGAAGGAAGUACGAAGGAAGUACGAAGGAAGUACGAAGGAAGUACGAAGGAAGUACGAAGGAAGUACGAAAAAAGUACGAAGGAAGUACGAAAAAAGUACGAAGAAAGUACGAAGAAAGUACGAAGAAAGUACGAAGAAAGUACGAAGAAAGUACGAAGAAAGUACGAAGAAAGUACGAAGAAAGUACGAAGAAAGUACGAAGAAAGUACGAAGAAAGUACGAAGAAAGUACGAAGAAAGUACGAAGAAAGUACGAAGAAAGUACGAAGAAAGUACGAAGAAAGUACGAAGAAAGUACGAAGAAAAUACGAAGGAAGUACGAAGGAAGUACGAAGGAAGUACGAAGGAAGUACGAAGGAAGCACGAAGGAAGUACGAAGGAAGUACGAAGGAAGUACGAAGGAAGUACGAAGUAAGUACGAAGGAAGUACGAAGGAAGUACGUAGAGUACGAAGGAAGUACGAAGGUAGUACGAAGGAAGUACAAAGGAAGUACAAAGGAAGUACAAAGGAAGUACAAAGGAAGUACUAAGGAAGUUCGAAGGAAGUACGAAGGAAGUACGAAGGAAGUACGAAGGAAGUACGAAGGAAGUACGAAGGAAAUACGAAGGAAAUACGAAGGAAGUACGAAGGAAGUACGAAGGAAGUACGAAGGAAGUACGAAGGAAGUACGAAGGAAGUACGAAGGAAGUACGAAGGAAGUACGAAGGAAGUACGAAGGAAGUACGAAGGAAGUACGAAGGAAGUACGAAGGAAGUACGAAGGAAGUACGAAGGAAGUACGAAGGAAGUACGAAGGAAGUACGAAGGAAGUACGAAGGAAGUACGAAGGAAGUACGAAGGAAGUACGAAGGAAGUACGAAGGAAGUACGAAGGAAGUACGAAGGAAGUACGAAGGAAGUACGAAGGAAGUACGAAGGAAGUACGAAGGAAGUACGAAGGAAGUACGAAGGAAGCACGAAGGAAGUACGAAGGAAGUACGAAGGAAGUACGAAGGAAGUACGAAGUAAGUACGAAGGAAGUACGAAGGAAGUACGUAGAGUACGAAGGAAGUACGAAGGUAGUACGAAGGAAGUACAAAGGAAGUACAAAGGAAGUACAAAGGAAGUACUAAGGAAGUUCGAAGGAAGUACGAAGGAAGUACGAAGGAAGUACGAAGGAAGUACGAAGGAAGUACGAAGGAAAUACGAAGGAAAUACGAAGGAAGUACGAAGGAAGUACGAAGGAAGUACGAAGGAAGUACGAAGGAAGUACGAAGGAAGUACGAAGGAAGUACGAAGGAAGUACGAAGGAAGUACGAAGGAAGUACGAAGGAAGUACGAAGGAAGUACGAAGGAAGUACGAAGGAAGUACGAAGGAAGUACGAAGGAAGUACGAAGGAAGUACGAAGGAAGUACGAAGGAAGUACGAAGGAAGUACGAAGGAAGUACGAAGGAAGUACGAAGGAAGUACGAAGGAAGUACGAAGGAAGUACGAAGGAAGUACGAAGGAAGUACGAAGGAAGUACGAAGGAAGUACGAAGGAAGUACGAAGGAAGUACGAAGGAAGUACGAAGGAAGUACGAAGGAAGUACGAAGGAAGUACGAAGGAAGUACGAAGGAAGUACGAAGGAAGUACGAAGGAAGUACGAAGGAAGUACGAAGGAAGUACGAAGGAAGUACGAAGGAAGUACGAAGGAAGUACGAAGGAAGUACGAAGGAAGUACGAAGGAAGUGCGAAGGAAGUACGAAGGCAGUACGAAGGCAGUACGAAGGAAGUACGAAGGAAGUACGAAGGAAGUACGAAGGAAGUACGAAGGAAGUACGAAGGAAGUACGAAGGAAGUACGAAGGAAGUACGAAGGAAGUACGAAGGAAGUACGAAGGAAGUACGAAGGAAGUACGAAGGAAGUACGAAGGAAGUACGAAGGAAGUACGAAGGAAGUACGAAGGAAGUACGAAGGAAGUACGAAGGAAGUACGAAGGAAGUACGAAGGAAGUACGAAGGAAGUACGAAGGAAGUACGAAGGAAGUACGAAGGAAGUACGAAGGAAGUACGAAGGAAGUACGAAGGAAGUACGAAGGAAGUACGAAGGAAGUACGAAAGAAGUACGAAAGAAGUACGAAAGAAGUACGAAAGAAGUACGAAAGAAGUACGAAGGAAGUACGAAGGAAGUACGAAGGAAGUACGAAGGAAGUACGAAGGAAGUACGAAGGAAGUACGAAGGAAGUACGAAGGAAGUACGAAGGAAGUACGAAGGAAGUACGAAGGAAGUACGAAGGAAGUACGAAGGAAGUACGAAGGAAGUACGAAGGAAGUACGAAGGAAGUACGAAGAAAGUACGAAGGAAGUACGAAGGAAGUACGAAGGAAGUACGAAAAGUACGAGAAUUACGAGAAGUACGGAAAGUACGAUGUAA
This is a messenger RNA of Psylliodes chrysocephalus, 7938 nucleotides long. NCBI's taxonomy places the organism in Eukaryota, Metazoa, Arthropoda, Insecta, Coleoptera, Chrysomelidae. The record is from the annotation of a GenBank genome assembly.